Corapipo altera (White-ruffed manakin) is the source of this 4536-nucleotide messenger RNA. It is a transcript of the gene GOLGA2, whose product is annotated as golgin A2. Gene Ontology annotation, cellular component: Golgi apparatus; Golgi cisterna membrane; Golgi cis cisterna. Gene Ontology annotation, biological process: Golgi organization. The record is from RefSeq and is a predicted model, not a curated record. The coding region runs from base 573 to 3716 and encodes 1047 amino acids. Gene Ontology annotation, molecular function: protein binding. The transcript is spliced from 28 exons. NCBI's taxonomy places the organism in Eukaryota, Metazoa, Chordata, Aves, Passeriformes, Pipridae.
AAGCAGCGCUGGGCGGCCGGGGAGUCUCCGCCCCGCCAACAGUCCGCGAGUUUAGAGAGUUAAGAGUCCGCCUUAUAUAUAUAUUUUGUCAUUUCCUCCUUUUCAGUAGGUUCCUCCUUGUUUUAGACGUCGUUAGUUCUUUCUACGCAGACUCCGUCCUGUUGCUAGGGGGUGGGUUCUUCUUUUUUAGGUGGUCUUGGGAUGAAGGCGGUAGGUCUUCCUCUCAUCACCGUUGGUUGAACUUUGUACUAGCGCCUGCGCAUCGCAGGGGCUGACCCGGCCCGGCUCCUCCCGGCGUUCGCUCGGUGUUAUCGGGGCACUGCAGCAGCGGGACAGCGCCGGGUGUCACACGGCGGCCCUGGGUGUCUCCAGGGCGGAGGGUGUCACACCAGCGAGGGUGUCCCGGAGAAGGGGUGUCACCGUGGGGCGUCCCGCGUUGUGAGGGUGUCACCGCGGGGUGUCCCGGGUGUCACCGCGGGUGUCCCGGGGCGGAGCGGGGCCGGCCCGGGGGCGGAGCCGCCACCGCCCCCGCCGCUCCCGCCGGGCUGACGUGGCCCGGGCGCGGGGCGGACAUGGCGGACGGCAGCAGGCAGAGCCGGUUGGCUGCGGCCAAGAAGAAGCUGAAGGAAUAUCAGCAGAAGAACAGCCCUGGAGCAACUGCAGGAACUAAGAAAAAACGUAAAACUAAAGAAGGCAGCAGACCCGCCACUCCCACCACCGAUGACCAGCAGCCUCCAGAGAACAUUCAGAACAUUCUGAAGGUGCUGGUGUCAGACCUUAACCGCUCCAAUGGGGUAGCCAUACCCUCAUUGGACAAGAGGAAGGCAUACUUUGACAGUGAUGUUGCCACUCGUAGUGCUGAGCCGCUUGCUCCCGAUGUCCCUGUGCUCUCUAACAGCAACAGCCUCCCUAGUUGUGGUUCUGUUCUGCCUGCUCCUGAGAGCAUGCAGCUGACACAGAUUCACGAAGCUGGGGAUCAUAAAAAUGCUCUGGAUGAGAACAGGUCUUUCUCAUCAACAGAAAGUCUCCGCCAGUUGUCUGAACAACUCAAUGGCCUGGUUUCCCAGUCUACGUCGUAUGUGAAUGGAGAAAGUGCUGUUUCUUCCACAAAUAUUAAGGAAAUGGAAACACGUUACCAGGAGCUGGCAGUAGCCCUGGAUUCCAGCAAUCUAACUAACAAACAGCUCGUUACAGAGAUAGAGGAAUUGAAACAGCAGAACCAAGAAGCAAUGAAUCAGCUGGAGAAGGAAAAGAAGGAGUUUGAACAGAAAUUUUCUAAAGAGCAAGCAGCCCUGAGGGAACAGCUACAGGUUCACAUCCAGACUAUUGGAAUUCUCGUGUCUGAGAAGUCUGAGCUGCAGACAGCCCUUGGACACACUCAGCAGGCUGCACGGCAGAAGUCAGGGGAAGCUGAAAGCCUCGCUGCCCGUUUACAUUCAUCUCGCCAGCGGGUGUCGGAGCUGGAACGCACCUUGUCCUCCAUCUCCAUGCAGCAAAAACAGUCAGAGAAGCAUAAUAAAGAGCUAGUGAAGGAGCGAGACAACCUGAAAAUGGAACUGUACAAACGAAGCAAAAGUAGUGAGGAAAUAAAGCAGCAGAAUUCGGAGCUGUCAGAGAAAGUUCAUUCCCUGGUGUCCAAGAACUCAGCUAUGAAGUUGGAUGUGGAAGACUUGCAGAAGAAACUGGAAAUGGCUGAACUGAUGAUUCAACAGUUCUCAAGCCAGACAGGGAGUCUGGAUGCAAACCAGCAGCUGCAGAUGGCUCUGGAGGAGAAGGCGAGCCUGGAAGCCCAGGUUGCUCAGCUCUCAGAGUCACUUCAGCAGCUCCAGGCAGAAAGGGAUCAGUAUGUAGAGAAGCUGAAGGAGGAGGGGAGCAUUUGGCAGCAGCGGGUGCAGCAGCUCUCUGAGCAGGUCCACACGAUGGCAGAGGAGAAGGAGAAACAUAUGGCCCAAAUUCGGGAGCUGGAAGCCAACAUUACAGAGUUGAUGAGCACAUCAGCAGUGAAGCCCAUGGAUGUGGAGCCUUCCUCCCCACCGGGGCCCACGGCAGCAGAGCUCAACCUGCAGGAGGAGAUCCAGAGGCUGCAGCAGGAGAAGGAGGAGCUGCAGGGGCAGUACCAGGCCCAGGUCCGGGACAAUGAGCAGCUGAGCCAUCUGAACCAGGAGCAGGAGGAGCGGCUGCUGGAGCUGGAGAAGGCUGUGCAGCGCUACAACGAGGAGUCUGUGGACAGGCAGCAGAUCCUGGAGGACAUGCAGAGUGACAAGGCCACCAUCAGCAGGGCACUGAGCCAGAACCGGGAUCUGAAGGAGCAGCUGGCUGAGCUGCAGAAUGGGUUUGUCAAACUGACAAAUGAAAACAUGGAGGUUACAAGUGCCCUACAGUCAGAGCAACAUGUAAAGAAGGAGCUGGCCAAGAAGCUUGGGCAGCUGCAGGAGAACCUGGGGGAGCUCAAAGAGACGCUGGAGCUGAAGACACAGGAGGCCCGGGGCCUGCAGGAGCAGCGGGACCAGUGCUACAGCCACCUGCAGCAGUACACCCUGGCCUUCCAGCAGCUUGCAGCUGAGAAGGAGGAGCUGCACAAGCAGUACCUGCUCCAGACACAGCUCAUGGACCGGCUACAGCACGAGGAGGUUCAGGGCAAGGUCACGGUGGAAAUGCACCUGAAAGAGCUGCAGCAGACCAAGGAAAGUCUGGAAGCUGUAGCCAAGGAAAACAAAGAGCUGCAGGCCCAGAUCAGUCAAUUGGCAGCAGAAAUGGAUGGCAGGAUUUUGCACCAACUGGAGGAAGACGAUGAAGCAAUGAAUGAAGAAAUCCAAAAACCUUCAUUUGUGAUCCCAGAGAAAUUUGAAAGCCAUGAAGAAAUGGUCACCUUCGUGACCUCUGCCAUGUCCCAAGUGGACCAGGAGAGACAAGGCCUGAGGCAGCAGCUGGCUGCUCAGAAGCAGCAGUGCAGGACCCUCCUGCAGCAGAUCACAGCUCUCAGGCAGGAGCAGCAACAUCACAUCGCGAUGGAUGGAGGUUCCAUUAUGGAUACUGUUCCAGUGGAGGUUCACGAGGCUUUGAAAACUGCCAUGGACAAGCUACAGUUGCGUUUCACAGAGCUGAUGCACGAGAAGGCUGAUCUGAAGGAACGUCUGGAGGAGCUGGAACACCGCUGCAUCCAACUGUCUGGGGAAACAGACACCAUUGGGGAGUACAUUGCACUGUACCAGAGUCAAAGGGCUAUCCUCAAACAGAGGCACCAGGAGAAAGAGGAGUAUAUCAGCAGGUUGGCUCAGGAUAAGGAAGAGAUGAAGAUGAAACUACUGGAACUGCAGGAUUUAGUGAUGCGCCUGGUCAGGGAAAGAAACGAGUGGUACAGCAAGUACGUAGCAGCUGCUCAGAACCCGGAGCUGUUGGGCAGCCAGGCGGGAGCUGUGCUGCCAGCGGAGAGGCGCAUCGAGCUCAACGCCACCGACGGAGAAGGGUUACGAGAGGUCAGUCUGUCAGAGGAGGCGGAACAAGAGGCUGCUGUUCUUCAUCAAUCCGGUUUCCCCCCUAUCGACAGUAAAGCUGCUCAGCCAAACCAAGAGGACCCCACGGCAAAGCAGAUAAUGCAGCUUCUCAGAGAAAUCCAGAACCCUCAGGAGAGGCUGGGCUCCCUGCCCGAAAACCCAUGCAUUCCCUUCUUCUACCGUGCUGAUGAGAACGACGAGGUCAAAAUCAUGGUAGUUUAAGUGGUGCUAAAUCUGACUGACAGCAAUUUUCCAUGGGCCUGAAAGGACUUAACACUGACUUGUAUGUGCCCAUACCUCUGCUCAGUGCCCUUGGUCAGAACAGAUUCCUAAAGACAUCAGUAAAGAGAGAUUGCAUCAGAUGGAACUCAAGCAUCAGACCUCAUCUUCUCUUUCUCUUUUCUGUUACUUGGUGUGCUUGGAGUACAGGCAGACUCUUAACUCAUCCUGGGAGGCAGCUGGUGCUGGCACAUCACCUGGGCCAGGUCCAGGCUGAGGGGAAAGGAGUCCGUGAUUUUGGGCAAAAUGACUUAAUCCCUUGUCCCAGGCUCUGCUGCCACAACCCUGACUGAGCCGCGGUUCAGAUCCGUCACUAAUGACUGUCAGCAGCCUCGUUCCUUCCAGGGUUCCCAGAGUAACUAACUUGUUCUGGUUAUGGACUCUUUGGACUCUUUAACAGGUUGGGUUUGUUUCAUACUACGUAUCUUAAACUCCCCCCUUCCUGCUGCAGCCUCUCUCUUGCACCUGUAUUUGGGAACAGGCUCGUCAGUCUCUGAGCCCCCUGCGAGCGGCUCCGGGGCAGCACCUCCAGCCCUGUGUGUUCUCAUUGCCAGGGGAAGGGACUGAGGGGGGCCUUGGGGGGCUUUUGGUUACUUGACAAAGCUUUAUGUGAUUCUUGGGAGUGGGGUGGAAAUGUAACUGCACUUUGAAGGAUGAUGUGUUUCACUUGUAUGUGUCUGAAGGUUUUAUUUAUUUUAAGAAAUGGGAGAAAUAAGUAAAAGGAAACCACUUAAUAAACAUGGCUUCGUUUUGAAUUUCUGGA